This is a messenger RNA of Lindgomyces ingoldianus, 1145 nucleotides long. RefSeq lists its product as uncharacterized. Bases 20 to 1111 code for a protein of 363 amino acids. Gene Ontology annotation, molecular function: structural constituent of ribosome. The record is from RefSeq and is a predicted model, not a curated record. The transcript has 3 exons. NCBI's taxonomy places the organism in Eukaryota, Fungi, Ascomycota, Dothideomycetes, Pleosporales, Lindgomycetaceae. Gene Ontology annotation, cellular component: mitochondrial large ribosomal subunit.
CGACGAUUGUCAUGCGAAUAUGAAUGCCGGACAGCGAACGACGAGGCGGCUGGCUUCAAAAGCGGGUUCAUCAAUAUGCCGCUCAUGCAGGGAGACCAUCUCCCACAACACCUAUUCCACAGCUGCAACAGCAGCUCAAACAGAAGAUCAAAACGCACAUAAAGUCCAACACAUUCCUCCUGUAGCAUCGACUUCUCCAUCGACUUCCUACGCCGUGAACGCUGGUGUCGUGCUUUCCCGUCCACCGCUAAUAACCCGUGAUCUUCACCCUUUCGAAAGCGCUUUCUUUCUCUACCAACGCCGUCUCAAUGAGCGACUUGCUCUGCCAUUUACCCGGUACUUUUACUUCAAAAAGAAAACACCUGCGGAUAUAGAAUGGAAGCGGAAAAUCAAGCAGCGAUUGACACCUGCGCGAGACAUCGGACGAUACAAAGGCUAUGGAGAUGAGGCGUGGAAUGACGAGCUCCUCGUUGGUGCACAAGAAAGCGAUGUUCAAUACCAAGUCGAGAGAUUGUUGGAAGAUGCGGAACAGCCCGCAACCGAGGGCGAGGGCGAGGGCGGGAACGGCAACAGCCCUGCAAGCAAUGCUGAAACUAGCACUAAGAGCAUCACGGACGGAAGCGCGCAGAAGGUCGACCAUGAGCUAGUUGCGAAGCCAAUGCCGAGGAUCACGGAGGCGGACCGGAAGGGUGAUGUCAAGAGUUUGGACAGGCUACUGCAGAGGACGUUGUAUUUGCUGGUGAAGAAUAGGGAAGGGCAGUGGAUGUUUCCGCAGGAUAGGCUCGUUGGGAAAGAGAGCCUGCAUAUGGCAGCAGAGCGCAUCCUCAUCCAAUCCGGUGGCAUAAACAUGAACACCUGGGUCGUCGGCAACAUCCCCAUUGGCCACCAUCAACAUGACAUCCAGGCUGAUCUUCUGAAGUCCUCGAAGAACCCCAACGAGCUCGGCUUCAAGACCUUCUUCAUGAAGGCUCGCAUCAUGGCCGGGCAGGCCAACCUCCUAGAGAACAAACUGGGUCUUGCAGAUUUCAAAUGGCUCGCCAAGGAAGAGUUGGAAAAAGAGGUUGAAAAGAAAUACUGGCAGUCCGUCAAAAAUAUGUUGGCUGAGCGGUAGAUGAUUGAUCCACAAGGGGCUAUCGAAUAGUUAG